Messenger RNA from Phycodurus eques (leafy seadragon), 3548 nucleotides. RefSeq lists its product as uncharacterized. The transcript is spliced from 9 exons. The coding region runs from base 742 to 3288 and encodes 848 amino acids. Gene Ontology annotation, biological process: negative regulation of DNA-templated transcription. NCBI's taxonomy places the organism in Eukaryota, Metazoa, Chordata, Actinopteri, Syngnathiformes, Syngnathidae. The record is from RefSeq and is a predicted model, not a curated record.
GCACGUGGUUCUUGAUGUGGUCCAGGUGCAGCGAGGGCGGCCGCCCGCCGCACACCAUGCACAGCAGCCGGCCCGCCUCCGCCUCGUACUCCAUCAGGAACUCCUGGCGGAACCAGGCGUGCAGCGAGGCGUUCAGGGUUAGUACUGCUCACCGGCAGCGACGGGAAAGCCCGAAAGCGCCGACUCGUCACCCCCUUCGGCCCCGGCGGGCUCGCCGGCUCUGGCUUCGGCGUACGACCCCUGACCUCCCCCGAGGCUCAGGUGGCUCUCCCAGCCGGAGCGGAUCACCUCCUUGUCGGCGGCGCUCCACAGCAGCGAGUCGGGGUGCUUCUGGCGGAUGUGGCGCUUGAUGGUGCUCAGCUUGAGGGUGGCCAGCGAGCUGCCGCACACCAUGCAGAUCAUGCCGUGCCGGAGCGGGUCGAAGUCCAUCAGGAGGUCGGUCCAACAUCCGGGUACUCGGCGCUCGUUGUCAAGGCAGCCGGUUGACUGCUGGCUAGCGGCGGGAGCUAACGGCGGAGUGAGUCCCGCCCGAUCGAGCUGUCCUCAUAACUACCCCGAAAAAGAAACCCACCCCCGCCACAAACAAACAAACAAAAAAAAGACUAAAGUUCCUCAAUGACAAGGACACACGACUCUUUGCGUGAUACUAACACGAGCGCAGGUCCACACAUCAGAACAAAACCUUCCGGGCGGAAGGAAUGAAGGAAUCUAUGGGACGGGACCUCCCGGGCCGGCAGUAGCAUGCCGACGGUCAAAAGCGAAGGUGGCUCGGCGUUCGAGUUGGAUGACGCCACCCCGGCGAGUUCCGCUUCUUCAGCGCUCUUGGCUAAAACCACCCGGACUGUCGGGACGAUGACCAACGGCGGCCGGACGCGAGUCUUCACGCGGAUCAAGGCCGAGCGCUCGUCGGCAACCGGGAACGCCCUCGCGCCCGAGUCCGAGGAAGAGCAGGUGGCCCGUCGCCGGGAGCAAUGGAGGCUCAAAAAGCGAGCGCAGCGGGCCAAGGUGGCGGCGAGGCUCGCCAAAACCAGAGAGAAAGUCACACCGGUGAUAACCGCGUCUGCCCAAUUUCUCCUUCGUGACGCCAACCGGCGAGGUGGCCAAACACCAAGGCAGACUUCGCACAAAUCCGCACAAAUGGCGAGUGAAUCGACAAGACGGACUCCGAAUUUUGUUCCUCCGUCCGACGUCUCUCGAUGCAGAACGCCUCGGCAGAGACUUUUGGAAGCUCAAAGACAUCUAAAAGUCAAAUCCCUGUGCACGCCCUUGGCGUUUAAUAUCAGAAGCGUCCCCCCGAUGGACACCAGGGACACUCCGGAGCAGAUCAUAGCCAAACAGAGGGAGUACUGGCGGGUUAAAAAGCGAGAGCAGCGGGCCAAGAUGUCGAUGGAGGCGAAGGCCCGGCUCAAGGAGAAGGACUCCCUGAUGCGCCGAGUCCGACGCUACCAGCACAUCCUGGAGGAGAUGAGGAGGGCCAGGGCGUCGGGGGGCGGCCCGGAGACCCUCGGGGGCUUCAUCGAAGAGGACGGGACGGUGUCUGCCGGCGCUCCCCGGAUGCGUUCCUUGAAUGGCAGCACGGGGAAAGAUGGACUCGGGGUUUCCGGUAGCAAAGUCCCCAUACGAGCGCCCACCCGAAGCACAAAGACCGAACCCGUCCAACCUUUUAGUCACCUCACCCUCACUCGUCCUCAGGGCCCACGCAAGUCCACUUUUCCCGACGUAGCCACCUGGGCCGGCCGGGCCGGCUGCGUCAUGAAAAUGCUCGUUUCGGAUAAAGCGUUGACCAAGGAAGACCGCGUGGCCAAGAAGCGCGAGUACUGGAGGGUGAUGAAGCGGCAACAGCGGGCAGCGCGCGCGGCCCAGCUGAGGCAAGGGUUCGCCGAGUCCAGACUCGCCGCGCCGGCCAGAAGGAGCAAAGACCUGAGAGCGGCUGCGGCGUACCGAGCGCCUCUCCUGAACCGGAUCGAGCCGACUAACGCCAUCAAACGGGAGCCUGACCUAAACCCCGCCCCUGAGCAGCCCCUCUGUCCAGACCUCAAACCUCUGGCGCCCAAGCCCGAACCCGACCCGGUUCCGGCCGCGGAUUGCCAGACGACCACUCUGCUGGCCGUGGCCUCCAUGAAGAAGCUCCUUGAGGAGUCUCUGAGCACGGUGAGCGACGCCAAAUUCCAAGAGCCCGACGUCGGAACGAAGGUAAAAGAGGAGCCCGACGGAACGGAGGCGGCCCCCGUCGCCCGAGCUCGAGACCCCGACGCGGCCCCGCGGCGACGUCCCGGCGCGGCGAGCAGCCUGCAAAAGAAGCGGGAGUACUGGAAGCUGAUGAAGAGGCAGCAGAGGGCCCGGCUGAAGGAGAGGCGCGGCGAGGGCGGCGGCGGCGAUGCCGGUGGCGGUGGGCGUCUUCAUCUGAGGGGCAACCAGACUCCGACUCUCGCCGCGCGCUCGAUAAAUGUUGCGAAGACUCCACUGAAGCUCCUUCCUAAGCCUUCCUUGUCUUCGGGGAGCAGCAUUCGCCCCGUCCGCGGGCCUUCGGGUAUUAAUGAAUGCGUGGACUUGGACCCGGACCUCCCUGCUCUGAAACCCCCUGACAACCCGUUUUCCAGCAUAAACCUGCACCCCAUCGAACCCCCCGCUCGACCUGUGCGCUCCGCUCCCUUGAAACGGUUCUGGGCGUCCCCGGCGCCGCUCAACGCCACGGGGCCUCCCAAGCGCCGCCCCGGGGAGUCUGAGGAGGACUUUCUGAAAAGGAAGCGCGAGUACUGGAGGAUCAAAAAGAAGGAGCAGAGAGCCAGGAAGGCUGUGGGCGAGAAGCGGAUCGCCCCGAGGAGAGGGUCCUGCAUGCCGCCCGUUCAGGAUCUUUGUCAGCGGUCGACGUGCGACCCUUUGAGUGAGGCGUCAGAACAUCUCAUCGGCAAUUCAGCGGACAGCGGGGCCUACUCUCACUACGCAGCACCACUACAAGAUGAGCUUCUGUUAGCCGAGGACGGGCGCCCCCGCGGCGACGAAGGCCCCGUGACCGAGGCCACGUGGAGGCACUCGUACCUCAUGGACUACGACCCCCUCAACCAGCUGCUGGUGUGCAUGGCGUGCGGCGAGCUGCAGCACUCGCACAGCCUGGAGGGCGCGGUGGCGCACAUCGACGAGGCCCACCCGCACACCCGCGCCCUGGAGCCUGCCGAGCGACGCCGCAUCCUGGAGGCCUGGGACGAGCAGGUGUCGCGACGCGAGCGCUUCUUCACCAGGCAGCUGCAGCAGCGCGGCGUGACUCUGGCAGAAACGUACAGGAACUGAGCUGCGGGAUAAGACCAAGAAAUUGAACCUUCUCUCCCAUAACGACGACGAUCCAUCGAGGAAUCGUUUGUUUUGAGGACGCCAUCGAUGAUCACGGCGCACUUGACUUGCCAACCUUUUGCGUCAACCUCUGCAGCGGAGCGAGCCGUUUGAGCUUCUCAAAGUGAACUUGUGACUUGUUUACUGGUUAAAAAGGAACAUUUUCACAUGCCCCUUUUUCCACAAUUAAAUCUUGUUUACCUUUGGGAUCAUUUGGUCUU